Molecule: messenger RNA, 977 nt
Organism: Hevea brasiliensis (rubber tree)
Lineage: Eukaryota; Viridiplantae; Streptophyta; Magnoliopsida; Malpighiales; Euphorbiaceae
Product: ethylene-responsive transcription factor ERF017
Exons: 1
Coding region: 98-724 (208 amino acids)
Biological process (GO): regulation of DNA-templated transcription
Molecular function (GO): DNA-binding transcription factor activity; DNA binding
Source: RefSeq, a predicted model, not a curated record
AAACUUCCUUCCUCAACAAAUCAUUCUUACAAAAAUCAUUCAAUCUCAUCACUUUACUACUAAAACACAGAGCAACAAAAGCAUUUCUUGGAAAAUUAUGGUGAAACGGAUGACUGAGAAGAAGCCCUCCGAGAGGAGUGAUUCCAAAUUCAAGGGUGUCCGCAAACGAAAAUGGGGGAAGUGGGUGUCCGAGAUCCGCCUACCAAACAGUAGGGAACGAAUCUGGUUAGGAUCAUAUGAUUCAGCGGAGAAAGCAGCACGUGCCUUUGAUGCAGCACUCUUUUGCUUACGUGGCCGCACCGCUGAAUUCAAUUUUCCGGAUAACCCACCGGAGAUAGCUGGUGGGCGAUCGCUUUCUCCGCAUGAGAUUCAAGCAGCUGCUGCGAGAUUUGCAAAUUCGGAGCCUCCGAGGAGAACCCAGUCGGACAAUUGUUUACUGGAUCAAUCAGUUGUGACGGAAUCGCAAGCAGAGUCGCCGUGUCCUUCGGUUGUGUCAGAUUUGACUGCGCACAUAGAUGGCAAUGAACUGAUGAUGGAUAUCCCAUUCUUGGAUUCGCUAGCAAAUACGGGUUCGGGUAAUUACCCGGCGGAUUACGGUAUAUUCCCGGGUUUUGAUGAUCUUGGGAACGAUUUUUUUCCAGAAUUAACAGAACUUAGCUUGGACUCUGGACAGGAUAACUUUGAUUGUGUUUUAAGCCAGGAUUCAUUUCUUUGGAAUUUCUAAGGAGAUAAAAUUCGGGUCAGAUAUUUUCUGGACAAUUUUAGUACCCAGAAGUUACUGACACCUUCUUUUUACCCGAAAAUGGCAAAUCGGGUACUGAUUAUUUAGAUGAUGGACCAUUUUUUUGUGAAGGCCAUCAUUAGGCAAGUGCAAAAUUUCUUAAGUAUAAAUAGAUCACAGACAACAAAUUAAGUCUGUAAAUUUUGUAACUAGUUAAAUUAUCAGUUGUAAUAAGAGAGUUAUAAAUUGGGUUUGA